CACAUCUUGAUCAAACAUGAGACGCACCAUCUUUCUCCUGUCCUUGGUCUUCCUGAUCUGCUUGGCUUCUACUGAGGGCCAGCGGAUGUUCUCCAUCAAGCGAUGCCUGUGCACCAGAACAUAUGAACAUCUGCGGCCUGGAAACAUCAAGGACUGGAAAGUGCACAACCCAAGUCCACUUUGUGAUGUUACUGAGAUUGUUGUGGUUUUGAAGAAACCUCAAGUAUCUGUCUGCGUGAAUCCUGAAUCAAAAUUAGGACGACGACUAAAAAAGCAAUAAUAUGUUCACUUCUGGGCAGCUGAGCACCAAGUACAAACCAAAUCAUUCCUUCAGAUGAAUAUGACAUGAGUUGUGCAUUUGUAUCUCGGUUCAAAUAAAAAGCAGACAUUUUUUAUUAAAACAUGUUAAUGUUAGGAUAGAAAAUGUCAUCACACACAUUCGUAUACCUUUACUUUAUUUUUAAUAAUAAAAAUGUAAAGCUUUUCAAAUUGUUGUAAUUAAAUGAAGAAUUAUUGAAAAAGGAGAGACUUGAAAGGAAGGAAUUAAACCGUUAGAUCAUUCUGUAGUUUCACUUAAGUUUGCAUGAUGUCAUUAUUCCUGUUAAUUUGCCCUGUUACUGUUGGCCAUUGUUAUACAUGUUUCCAAGUUUUCGUUUUUCGUCAAGUGCCGUUUUCAUUUUAAUGAUGUUCCUUUUCAUGUUAGUUUGUUAAGUUUUAUAAUAUAUGAUUUUAUGUCAAAAAAGAUGGUUUCAUUAAGAGGUUUUAGGCAUUCAGAAACAUUCAAAACUUUUUUCAGGGAAUCUGGUCAAGCUGACACUGUAUAAUUGUCUUGCUUAGUUUUUUUGUAGAAAAAAAAAGUGUAAAAAUGUUGUACAUUA
Molecule: messenger RNA, 878 nt
Organism: Danio aesculapii
Lineage: Eukaryota; Metazoa; Chordata; Actinopteri; Cypriniformes; Danionidae
Product: C-X-C motif chemokine 11
Exons: 3
Coding region: 17-280 (87 amino acids)
Biological process (GO): inflammatory response; cellular response to lipopolysaccharide; chemokine-mediated signaling pathway
Cellular component (GO): extracellular region
Molecular function (GO): chemokine activity; CXCR chemokine receptor binding
Source: RefSeq, a predicted model, not a curated record